UUUUUUUUUUUUUUUAUUGUGAGCAUCAUAUUUAUAUAGCAAAGCCAAACCCUACCCAUACCAAAUGCACUAAAAGGGAAAAUAAAAAGUGAAUUAAUUUACAAAAGAGAGAAAAAAAAAAAGCCACAAAAAUAUUAAAGAAAAGAUGAUAAAUGGUUGCAAUAAGAGUGUGAAUGCUUUCUUCACCCUUUCUUCUUCUUCUUCUUCUUCAAUAUGGGAUGAAAUUUCCUUUGACGCAUUUCAUCAAACACUUGGUGUGCCUUCAUCUCCACCAAUUCCAUCUUCUUUUCAGGCCACUAAUCUUAACCAAAUCUUAAAACCGUUACAACCCAUCAAACGAGUUGACUCCAAUUUCACAAAUUCCACCCAAAAAAUUUCUGAGAAUAAAAAUAAUUACUGUCACAUCGAUCUGAUGUCGUGCACAGAAAGUUUAGGGUUAGAAAGUUCUGAUGAAAUUAUUUCAAGUUUUGACGAUCUGGGUAACUUUAAAAAUAACAGUAAAUCUCGUACAAAUGAAGAUUUCUCUUCUCCUUCGUCGCCGUUACUGUCUUCAUCGAGUAGUUGUUUGAGAAAAAAAUGGGAGGAGAAGAAAUUUCCGCCACCAAUAACAUCUUUGAGUGAGAAUGGAAGGAGGAAUUUUGUAUUAAAAUCAGAUAGAAGAGAUGGAAGAUUAGAAAUUGUUAGGGUUAUGAUUGAACGGCCAGAAAUUCUUAUAUCUUCAAGGGAGAAUGGACGGCUUAUAAUGAAUCUUGUUUCAAAUGAUGAUGAUGAUUAUGAUUGUAAUGAUGAUGAUGAUGAUGACUAUGAAUAUGAUUAUAAUGAUGAUGAUGACAAAACAGAGGAAAUUGAAGAAGAUGAAAAAAAAACAGAGGAGAGGGGAAGGAAAAUUCUGGCGUUACGAAGAUGUUUUCAUCACCAACGUCAGAUAAGUGUAUGGGGUCCACAACAGCAUAGAUUUGUGACGACUGUAUGAUCUUUUCAUAGAGAUGCGGUACAGGAUUACAUCAAAUUAUUUAAUUAUUUUUUUAUAUAGUCAAAUUCUUAGAGAUUUAUACAUUUUGAGUUUUUGAUCGCUAGUUUUGACGGUACAAUCUAGAAACUUCUUUUUUAUUAUCGUUGGGGUUUGAUCCUAUUUUCCCUUUUUACUUCUUUUUAAUGUUUUUUUGGUUUUUAGAUAUUUUUGUAUGGGUUUAGAUUUUUAAUUUAGAGGUAGCAAAAGAAAAUUUAUAUUUUUUUUAUACUAUUACGGAGUAAGCUAAAUAGAGAAGAGGAAUUAAAGAUGAAAAGUUUAUGUUGAAUUGAAUUAAAAAUUUUAUUUAAAAGUAGUAUUUUAUCUAUUUUAUUUCAAAUGUGGUAUUUGUUUUUUUUAUGUUUAUCAAUGCAUUAAUUUUGUACUU
Amaranthus tricolor (Joseph's coat) is the source of this 1397-nucleotide messenger RNA. RefSeq lists its product as uncharacterized. The record is from RefSeq and is a predicted model, not a curated record. The transcript has a single exon. NCBI's taxonomy places the organism in Eukaryota, Viridiplantae, Streptophyta, Magnoliopsida, Caryophyllales, Amaranthaceae. The coding region runs from base 146 to 973 and encodes 275 amino acids.